Molecule: messenger RNA, 2151 nt
Organism: Eremothecium sinecaudum
Lineage: Eukaryota; Fungi; Ascomycota; Saccharomycetes; Saccharomycetales; Saccharomycetaceae
Gene: GYP5
Product: GTPase-activating protein GYP5
Exons: 1
Coding region: 1-2151 (716 amino acids)
Source: RefSeq, a predicted model, not a curated record
AUGGACGGAAACGGUGAGAAGGAGACGAGCAUCUCCCUUACAUCAUCACAGGAUGGAGAUAAGGUGGGAGAAGAUCGCUUAUCAGUAGUUGGUUUAAACUCAGCUGCUGAGGUUAACACGGCACAAUUGGAUUCUUCAAUAUAUGAGACUGAAGAUGAGCCUAUUACGGCGCUUGAACCAUCGGAUUUUCCGGAUUCUAUAGUUAAAGAUAUCGCAGUACAAGAUGAUGAUUCGAUAGGGCGGGUUAGAAAAGUGCUAGAGCUGGGUAGCAGUAAAGAGGCCGAUGGUUCAAAAGGCAGUCAAACUGAUACUUCUAGUGGCACCGAAUCUUUCAAAGAGAUACAAAGCUUUCCCAUAGCUAGUUCGCCUCAUCUAGUUCCAACCGCUGAUUCGAUGUCGUCAACAAAUUCGAAGGACAUUCCACCUCUGCCUGUGCGCCAAAGAAGUCCUACAAGAGCUCUUUCAUUUACAAAGAUUUCAUCAAAAACUGAGCCCUCGCGAAGGGUCUCUUCUGACUUUGAUUUGAUUGUGAAUAGAUGGCAUGAGAAGAAGCAGGAGCUGAUAGGCUUGGAUGAGAAGUCUCAGCAAAUCUUCCAGAACGAACAGAUGCAAUUGAAAAAAAGAUAUACCAAGGUCCUAGAGACUAUCCCGGUUAAUGGAAGGGAACCGGAGCACCAUGAGGAAGUGGAGGAGUAUAGUAAUAUUGACUGGAAUUUUUGGACACUUGUGGUCGAGGACUUUUCUUAUGUUGCAGAGAACGACUCCGAAAACCUAGAAAAGGCUGUUAGUAAUGGUGUUCCAGCUCCGAUCCGUGGGAUAAUUUGGAAGUUAAUAUCUAACGCUACUUCGUGUGAGAUCAAAGAAUUGUAUCACGAACUGUUAAAUAUACCAUCCGAACAUGAAAAGGCAAUCAAACGUGAUAUUAUGCGUACGAAUUACAUUCCAAGUGACAAGGUGGACUCCUUAUUCAAUGUUCUAAAGGCUUACUCCCUUUUUGAUCCAGAUGUUGGGUAUACACAGGGUAUGGCGUUUAUUACAGCUCCGCUAUUGCUAAAUGUCAGCGACGAAUCCGAGGCUAUGGAACUACUAAUUAAACUAAUGAAGAACUAUGGCCUCAGGGAGUUCUUCCUACCUGAGAUGCCAGGAUUACAGCUAAAAUUGUAUCAAUUCGAGAGAGUUCUAGAAGUCAGCUCGCCCACGCUAUACAAUUAUUUGAUCCGCUCGGGAAUACGUUCAUCCAUGUACGCUACCCAAUGGUUCCUCACCUUUUUUGCGUAUAAAUUUCCUUUGGAUUUUGUUCUACGCAUAGUUGACGUUAUUUUCUUUGAAGGCAUUGAAUCAUUGUUGAAGUUUGCUGUGGUACUUUUGCUAAAGAAUGAAUCCACGCUACUUACAUUAAACUUUGAGAAGCUUGUACAAUUCUUAAAGGACGGGUUAUUUUAUUACUACUUAAAGCAGAAUGUGGAAUAUAGACGGUCGGAGCAAAAGGACCGAGUAGAAAUUAAAUUUGAAGGCCUUACUGAUAUUACGAGCACUAAGAUGAUGGAAUUGGAGUACGAUAUUGAUGAAUUUGUACACGAUGCCAUCAAUCACGUGAAAAUUACCCCGAUUCAGUUACGAAACUAUGCUGCUGAAUAUGAGGAGAUUCAUAGACUAGAACUAGAAAAGGAAAUUGAGAUUGAAGGACUGCGAAGAAAGAAUCGACAGCUUCAAAAUGAAAUGCGCACGUUAAAACACGAAUAUACAGACUUAAACAGAGAGCACAUAUCACUGGCUAACGAGUUGAUAAAAAGGCGAGUAGAAAUGGAAACUCUCAUAGAUGAAAAUCAGGAUCUAAAGCAAACAAUUAUAGUGCUUAAAGACCAGUUUUCUAACGAAGUUCGGAAACGGGUACUACCUGAGCGAGGUGUAAACGUUCCUUCAGAUUUAAAGUUAGAUCUGGAUAAUACUAUGCGCAGGAAUUUGGAAGUUAUGGAUCACAAUCAAGUUUUAGAGGAAAAACUGUUACUUCUUGAGAAUGAGAUACAAACGCUGAAGAUGAAUAAUACGAAGCUAGCUAGCGAUAAAAGUAAAGAUGCGCGGCUAAGCACGUUUUCAGCAUUGUCUCGUACAAAAGCUAAUAAACAAUGGUCAUUUAAGGCGCCAUGGUAG